This is a messenger RNA of Motacilla alba alba, 4736 nucleotides long. RefSeq names its product glucagon like peptide 1 receptor (gene GLP1R). The transcript has 13 exons. Gene Ontology annotation, molecular function: peptide hormone binding; glucagon receptor activity. The record is from RefSeq and is a predicted model, not a curated record. Gene Ontology annotation, cellular component: plasma membrane. NCBI's taxonomy places the organism in Eukaryota, Metazoa, Chordata, Aves, Passeriformes, Motacillidae. The coding region runs from base 110 to 1489 and encodes 459 amino acids. Gene Ontology annotation, biological process: adenylate cyclase-activating G protein-coupled receptor signaling pathway; cell surface receptor signaling pathway.
GAGCGCCCGCCGUGCCUGCUGCCGCUCGCUGUGCCCGGCGCGGAGCUUGCGCGGCGAGCGGGAGCCGGAGCCUCGCCGGGCCCCCGCGCAUGGGGGGCCGCCCCCGGACAUGCCCUCCUCGCCGCUCGGCUUGGCUCUCCUGCUGCUGGCGGCCGCGGGAAGGUCGCUCCCGGUGAGGCGGAGUUCAGAUGGGUCCCUCUCCGAGGUUGUGCAGAAAUGGAAGGAGUAUCAGCUCCAGUGCCAGAAAUACUUGUAUGAGACACCCCCCAUUGUGGCAGAAGGCAAGUUCUGCAACAGAACAUUUGAUGAUUAUGCCUGCUGGCCAGAUGGACUACCUGGCACCUACGUGAAUGUCAGCUGCCCCUGGUAUCUUCCCUGGGCUAAUGCAGUGCUGCAUGGGCAGGUGUAUCGCUUCUGCACCUCGGAGGGGACCUGGCUGCUGAAGGAGAAUUCAACCCUGCCCUGGAGGAACCUGUCUGAGUGUGAGCCCUCUGACCAGGAUGCACCAGAAGAACAGCUCCUGAAUUUGUCCAUCAUAUACACCAUUGGAUAUGCUCUUUCCUUCUCUGCCCUUGUAAUAGCAACUGCCAUUCUUCUUGGAUUCAGACAUCUGCAUUGCACGAGGAAUUACAUUCACCUGAACCUCUUCACCUCUUUUAUCCUCCGGGCUAUAUCUGUUUUCAUUAAAGACUCAGUGGUGAAGUGGAUGUACAGCACAGCUACACAAGAGUACCAGUGGGAAGGACUUAUAGCCUUCCAGGAAUCACUCAGCUGCCGUUUGGUGUUUGUGAUGAUGCAGUAUUGUGUGGCUGCAAACUACUACUGGCUGCUGGUGGAAGGCAUGUACCUGUACACACUGCUGGUGCUUUCCGUCUUCUCUGAGCAGAGGAUUUUCCGCCUUUAUCUCUGCAUUGGCUGGGGUGUGCCAAUGCUGUUUGUUAUCCUCUGGGGAACUGUCAAGUACCUUUAUGAAGAUGAGGGUUGCUGGACCAGAAACUAUAACAUGAAUUACUGGCUGAUCAUCAGACUGCCCAUUCUCAUCGCCAUCGGGGUGAAUUUCCUCAUCUUCAUCAGAGUUAUAUGCAUCAUCAUCUCCAAACUUCAGGCUAAUUUGAUGUGCAAAACUGACAUAAAAUGCAGGUUGGCCAAGUCUACGCUGACUCUGAUCCCACUGCUGGGGACCCACGAGGUCAUCUUUGCCUUUAUUACUGACGAGCAUGCCAGAGGGAUGCUGCGCUUUGUGAAGCUUUUUACUGAGCUCUCCUUUGCUUCGUUUCAGGGGCUGAUGGUUGCAAUUCUUUACUGUUUCAUCAAUAAUGAGGUUCAGAUGGAGUUUCGGAAAAGCUGGGAGCGCUGGAGAUUGGAACACUUGUAUGUCCAGAGGGACAGCAGUAUGAAACCUCUGAAGUGUCCGGCCAACAGCAUCAGCAGUGGAGGCACAGUAGGCAGCAGUGUCUAUGCUGCCACUUGUCAGGCCACAUUCAGCUGAGAUUUCUGCAGGUGAAUCGGACUGAGAACAAUGAACUGUAUAAUGUACCUGAAAACCCUUAAAUACCCAAGCAAGUGGCUUAAGUUUGCCAUGUCCAGCAAGAAACUUAAGCAUGUGCUGCUCAUUGCCUGCAGGCUGUUGGACAAAGGUUUCUAGGGAAAGCAAUCUGCUAAUGUAAUGAACACAUCAGAGGAAAAAUUGGUCAUGUCUAAAGUAAGUUAAGAGUUUUUUCCUAUUCGCACACAAGGCCUCCAGGGGUCCAAAACUUAAGCGUUGCAUUGAUCCAGUCUGAAACCACAGGGUCAAUGGCUUAUUACUGUUGAGUGGGUGAGCUGAGUGAUUGACUGAUUAAAUUACAAGGAUAUAGAAUAUGAUUAUUGCCAAGAAAUACAUUUAGACUUUUCUGGGGACAGGGUAAGGUGCUAUCACCAUUUUUAGAAAAAAAAAAUUUAGUGGGAUGCAACUUGCGUUUCAGGGAAGAAUCAGUUUUGUAGCAGGGGUUUCCCAAAGUUAAAGUUGAAAAUAUGCCAAUCUGUUUUCUGGGUAGGUGAAGAACAGCAUCCUGAAGGGCUAUCAAUAUACAGCAGGUAGUGUAGUGAGCACUUCUGAAUGCUAUCUUCAAGCUUCACUUAAAAAAAGUACAAAAACCCAAACAAAAUAAAAAUGCAGUAUCUGCUCGGUACCUCCUCUGCUAGGAAUAGGUGCACAUUGUCUCUGUUGACAUGGGUGGAAAUGUGCCCUGCAUGCACAGCCCUUCCAUUGUCAGUGCUAGGCUGCCCACCUGGUGGGCACACAGGCGUUCACGGCGAUGGGGUGAUGGCUUGUGUUUCAAGAGAACCUUUCAUGUCUGAGCUUUACUCUGCUUCUUGUGGGUGCAAACACACAGAAAGAAAUCAGCUUGUGGCCACUGGUGAUUUCAGCAGACCUCUCCUCAUUGCAAGGAUUCGGUAGUUGGCAGUGUGUGCUCAUCACUUUUGUUUCCCCUCUGCCCUUGGUCCUUCUCUCCAGUGACACAAGGUACCCUUGCGUGCGGAGGGUGAGGUGGCCCUGGCCAAGGGCGUGAGUUCAGGACCAAGGACAGCUCCCGGCCCCCAUUCCCGAGGUGGGCUGUCAUCCUCCAGCGCCUGCCAGCUUCCCAUCAGCAGCAUUCCAAGAAAAAAAAACAAACAAAACCAACAACUCCAAACAAAAAAUCCUGAACUCCAUGAGCUUUUUUUCUGUCCGUUUAAAACAACAAGGGCUUGUGCAGUGACUGCAUCUGCACUGUGUACUGUGUUCCCUUCCUGACGUUGACAAGAGUUGCUGGGGACAAGCAGAAGUACCUUUAGAAGCUGGAUGUGAUAGGUUGCAUCACUUAAUAACAACCUUUGCACAGCUUUACUCUUACUUGGGCUCCCUUUACAACAAAGAGGCGAAGUGCCAAAGACGAGCUCUGAGAAUCUCCCUGCUCACAGAUUUCUUGUAAUAAGUAAGUAACUUCCAUGGCAAAGUAGUUACAACAACUCAGCAGAAAUAACCCUCCCUAUUUUCAAGUCUCUGCACUUGCAUUCACAGCCCCUAUUACCAAGAAAGUGGACUGGAUAUUCUGGGAUGUAACUCAGCAUCUUUCCUGCCUGAAGCUAGAUUGCUUUGCAUGGGAUUAUUUAAUCAUUGUAUUAGAAUCCUAAUUGCCAACAGCAUGGAUUAGUUUUGCAAUCAUAAGGUUAGAAUUGAAUUAAAGAGGAUGUGUUACCACCUUCUGCUCUAAUACUAGUAAUUGAGCUCCAGGGAGAAAGACAUGUUUGCAGAAAUCCACCACAGUUCUCAGGCUGGCUUAUGUGUCUUCAGCAUGCUGGCUUCUCUGCAGGCUGCUUCCAGGCCUUCCCUCUCUUAACGUUGGUUGCAAAGCUGACUUUGGAACAAAGCACUUCAGGUUCUUCUGUAUAUUUAAUAACUAGCUUCUGUGUUGUGUGACCAUCAAUACAAUACUUGUCUACUACAUGCAGGCAUUAACUGCUGUCCUGCAAGUUAAUUAAUUAGCUUCCUGUAUGUACGGAAUAUGCUUGACGUUUCUAUCUAAUGUCUAUCCUGAAGUGCUGACAAUAGGAAAAAAGUACUAAAGAUUGUCACUGGCAGAUGAAGGGCAGCAUGGUGACAGAUGCAAUUUACACCUGUGGUUUAAUGCACACUGGUGGGAAUAAUUUCACUCAUUAAUAUUCAAGAGUGGAUGCUGGUCCUGCUUAGUAGUGUGCAAACCUGGGAAAAAAGUUUCUGCUGCUUGUGCAGCUGUUGGCAAGAUGAUAGUUUUGCUAUGACAACAGGAAGUUACAGAAGUGUUCUAACUCACUGCAGUGCUGGACAAACAAGGGUGUGUAGCAAAUGAAAGAGGACGGACAUGGAAAUAGAGAGCAUUUCCAUGUGUGGUAGGUAACAAACCUGUACUCAGUUGCUGUCACAAGCAAGAUUCAACAGCUUGACGUGCUUUUGAGUUAGUAAGCUGUUCUUGUCCCUCCUACUAAUUUGUGAACUGAGGGCUUUGGGCCCACAGGAAUAACUCCAGUUAACUUAUCUUGGUGACUUCUGCUUUGUUAGAACACAAGAGAAAAGUGAAGUAACAAAGUGAGGUCUUAGCCAAGCAGAAGGCUGCAGAGGAAAAUUUUCCCCCCUGUAAUUAAUCUCUCACUAGCUCAAACCUUUUAAAAUCCCCUCUCAAAACAACUCAGUGGAAAUAACACCAAGCAGAAUUACAGUAUUUGUGUAUUUAGAGACUGAGCAAGGCCUCAAUGCCAGUUUCUCCAUCAUACUUUAUCUACUUCAGUAAAACCUUUUACAAGCCUUUGUUAUUCAUGCCAUCUCUAUUUUACAAUGUGUAAUGUACAUUUAUUUAAGUAGCAUGAAAUAAGCAAACCAACACAAAGCACUGGAAGAGAUGAACUGUGUCGGUUUUUAUUUCUUGUGCCUUUUGGCUUCAUGCUCACUUAUUGUGGCAACUUGUUUCAUGAAGCAUUAAAUACAAGAGUAUAAAUCCACCUGGACAUAAUGCAGCUAGAGUGUAUAGCAAGUGAAAACUUUAUUUCCAGCAUUGCUGCUAUGAAUUUUUAUAAUUUCAUUGAUCUUACCUUAUAUUUAAUAUUUAUUUGCAUGUAUUUCUUCGUUUUAAAAAAUACCCACUGAACUGAACUGUACAAGAUGUCAGAUUAUCAACUCCCCAUAAACACUGUGCUGAUGUUUAUUUUUAUUGUUGUGAAUAAAGUUUCAACUCACAAAA